AACUCAUGUCUUAGGUCCGGGGCUCUAGGAUGGUUGGUUCUGACAUGGUGGUGACAGUUGAGUUUACCAAUCCUCUAAAAGAAACUCUGCGAAAUGUUUGGAUAUACCUGGAUGGUCCUGGAGUGACGAAACCAAUGAGGAAGAUGUUCCGUGAAAUCCGGCCUGACUCUACCGUGCACUGGGAAGAAGUUUGUCGACCCUGGGUGUCUGGCUCUCGGAAGCUGAUAGCCAGCAUGACCAGUGACUCUCUGAGACACGUGUAUGGCGAGCUGGAGUUGCAGAUUCAGAGACGACCUUCUGUGUAAAUGCACGGGGGGCUGAGAUGGACUCGGGCACUGAGCCCCUUCCAGUCUUGGCUCAGGAAAUUCUAAUGCAUAAAAUAGUAGUCAGCUCUUGCUUUAACUUAGGUGUGAAGACCCAGUCAGGAUUGCAUGGGGCUCCAGAGUGAAGAUGCCAUGCAUUUCAAACAUAACUUUUCAUUGUGACUAUUCAAUAUGGAAGUUAGUUUUUAAUUGCUCCACCUUCCAAAGAAUUCUGAGCAUUAGCUUUAAUUAAGCUCUAAUUAAGUUCUCAUAGCUCGUAAGAAUAAAAGUCAUCAUUUAUCAUCACAAAUGGCUGUAGCUCCAAAUAUCAGAGGACUUCCUUUAACAAGGGGAUUUGCUCAAUACCUGACUUCAUGUAAAACAAGACUCUGAUCUCCCACUCAGCCUUUUGGAGGUAAUAUACUCCCCAAAAGGGAUAGAAGCACAUGAUUUGGGCCCUAGAAUUCUACUCCCCCUUUUUGGAAUUAGAUUCUACUCUCUGUGUCAGAAUAUUUUUCCCAGGAAUUGAGUACAACAUCAUUUUUCUUCCUGGCAAAGCCAGGGCAAGGUCUUUCAUCUUGCACCUGCAGCAAAGCAACUGCCUGCCAAAUUUCACAGAUUUACCUUGUGAGAAGAUGUGGCCCCAUAUUAACAAAUUGCAUUUGUGGGAAACUUAAUCACCUACGAGGAGAAAAGAUAGCAGGUGCAAUACUCAGAUCUAUUAAAUAAUGUAGUUUUAUGGUGUGUUCUAUAGGAGGUGUCACACUGUGGCCUGAUCAGCAGGAACCAAUAUCCCUUACUUUAACUCUUUUGAGGCUGCAAUACUAGAAAGUAACAAGGUGACUUGGGACAGGAAGAAUGAGGAAUUAAUCUCCUUAAUUAGUGAUUAUACUUCAUCUGUCUCCCUGGGAUCCUUUCCUUCACACAAUAAUGUUGGCCCAAGUACAUUUUUAGAGAUAGAAUAAGCCCUACAAGUUGGAGACUCUGGCAGAUUUAGUGGUCAGACAUGUGGAAGGAUGGGCAACCACUAAUUCCCUGUUGUCCUUCAUAUCACUCAUGUUGAGACAUCAGCUUAGGACUCAAGCACUGAAAGGUAAUAUGGAUUGUAUCUUACAAAUAGCCAGUGCUACCACGGACCCAAUGACAGAGGAUGCUAACAUCAUUUGUAUUACACUACAAGAUUCCAACAGGCAAGGCUAUCAACUAUUGAUUUUCAAGGCUGACUUAUGGCCAAAAUUACCCAUUGAUAAUGCCUAGGGUGUGAUUCUUAGCAAAAACAAAGCACAGUGGGGAAAGCCAGAGUGGAAUUUUCUGUUUUAUAUAACCACAUUUCUAAGCCUUUGGCACUGUUCCCAGCACGAGGAAUCCAUGAGGGGUAGUGGGUCACCUCUGUAGUUGCAUCAUACCUAAUUCUAUUAAGUAAUCUCCCAGCUUUCCAAUACUCAAUUUUAAAGUGAAAUGCAUUUUGCUAUACUGUUAAACUGGCUUAAUAUAGUGUAUUCUUAUUAAGUAGACUGUAAUCAAAGCUUCAAAUAAAAUUCAGCUGAUUGUAUUUGCA
Hyaena hyaena (striped hyena) is the source of this 1860-nucleotide messenger RNA. RefSeq names its product coagulation factor XIII A chain (gene F13A1). Gene Ontology annotation, biological process: peptide cross-linking; blood coagulation, fibrin clot formation. Bases 30 to 305 code for a protein of 91 amino acids. Gene Ontology annotation, molecular function: protein-glutamine gamma-glutamyltransferase activity. The record is from RefSeq and is a predicted model, not a curated record. The transcript has 2 exons. Lineage: Eukaryota; Metazoa; Chordata; Mammalia; Carnivora; Hyaenidae.